AUGGACACUUCACAGAAAGAGUUCGAAAUGAAAUGCUUUAUUGACGACAUUGGUCGCAUCGGAGGAUUUGGUGGGCUCACUUACGAAGAAAGUCAUUUUAACAUUCUAUGGAAGUUCGAAAUUCAACGAAUGGCAGAUUUUCUCUCUAUACAUUUGACAUGUUUCAAGGAAAACCAUGUCGAUCAUUGGGAAGUGAAAACAGAGACCUCACUGCAAGUAAUAUCGAAAAACGGAACUUCGCAAACAAUUAAAGAAAUUUGUCGAUACGAAAAUGUGGAUAUCCCAGAAGUUUAUAAUCGUUUUGGAUGGUACGAUUUUAUGACAUGGGCUAUGCUGACAGACGAUUUUGCAAUCCACGGAGACGUUACGAUUCAAGCAAAUGUUAGAAUUCUGGAAAUGGUUGGAUUUAAAAAAGAAAAUUUGAUGAAUUUCGAUGAAUUGGCGAAAGAAUUCUCAGAUAUUGUGCUGGUUGUCGAAGAUCGAAAGUUUUAUACAUCGAAACUGUUCCUUGCCUUCCAAUCGUCGUACUUCAAAUCUCUUCUUCUCGGAGAUUUUGCAGAAUCCAAACAAUCGGAAGUUGUUCUCAAAGAUAUCAAUCCGGAUGAUUUUCAGAAUUUUCUGGAAUUAAUUCACGCUGAAUCGCCGAUCGAUGGAAUUCUUCAUUUGGCAGUUCUCUACGAUUCGCCAAUUGCUAUCAAGCGAUGUGAAGAGUUUUUAGUGAAAAAAUCGGAAAAGACGCUGAAAGUCAAGUUGGAACUCUCUACUCGAUACAACUUGAAAGUUCUCAAGGUGCUAACGGCGUUUACAUCAUCGGCAAUGGACACUUCACAGAAAGAGUUUGAAAUUAAAUGUUUUAUUGACGAUAUUGAUCGCUUGGAAGAAGGUAUCGAGCACACUGUCGAAGAAAAUCAUUUUAACAUUCCAUGGAAGUUAGAAAUUCAACAAAUAGGCGGUUAUCUCUCUAUCUAUUUGGAUUGCUUAAAGCAAGACUCUGUCGAUGAUUGGGAAGUGAAAACAGAGAUAACAGUACAAGUAUUAUCGAAAGACGGAGCUUCGCAAACAAUUAAAAACUAUCAUCGAUACGCAAAUAUGUUUAACCUAGAUCCAGACGUUUGUUUUAGUUUUGGAUGGUACGAAUUUAUGACAUGGGAUAUGCUGGAAAAUAAUUUUGCAGUCAACGGAGACGUUACGAUUCAAGCAAAUGUUAGAAUUCUGGAAAUGGUUGGAUUUAGAAAGGAAAAUUUGAAGAAUUUCGAUGAAUUGGCGAAAGAGUUCUCGGAUAUUGUGCUGGUUGUCAGAGAUCGAAAGUUUUAUACAUCAAAAUUGUUCCUCGGAUUCCAAUCGUCAUACUUCAAAUCUCUUCUUCUCGGAGAUUUCGCCGAGUCGAGACAAUCAGAAGUGGUUCUCAAAAAUAUCAAUCCGGACGAUUUUCAGAAUUUUCUGGAAUUAAUUCAUGGAGAAUCGCCGAUCGAUGGAAUCCUUCAUUUGGCAGUUCUUUACGAUUCGCCUACUGCAAUCAAGAGAUGCGAAGAAUUCUUGGUUGAGAAAUCGAAAAAGACGCUGAAAGUGAAGUUGGACCUGUCUACUCGUUAUAAUUUGAAAGUUUUGAAGGUGCUGGCAGUAAUCAAAUCAUCGGCAAUGGACACUCCACAAAAGGAGUUCGAAAUAAAACGUUUAAUUGAAGAUAUUGAUUGUAUGGAAGAAGGUGAUGACCGCAGUGUCGAAGAAGACCAUUUUAAUAUUCCAUGGAAGUUAGUAAUCAUCCGACAAGAUGGUUUUCUCUCAAUCAAUUUGUUUUGUUUGAAGGAAAAUCAAUUGAAUCUUUUUGAAGUGAAAACUGAGACCACAAUACAAGUAUUAUCGAAAAACGGAACUUCGCAAACAAUGAAAGAAAUUUGUCGUUUUGGAAAUGAAGAUUGCCUUCCCGUGGGAAGAAGCUGGGGAUGGUCCGAAUUUAUGACAUGGGAUACGCUGGAAAACGAUUUUGCAAUCCACGGAGACGUUACGAUUCAAGCAAAAAGUCGAAUUCUGGAAAUGGUUGGAUUUAAAAAGGAAAAUUUGAAGAAUUUCGAUGAAUCGAUGAAGGAGUUCUCGGAUAUUGUGCUGGUUGUCAGAGAUCGAAAGUUUUAUACAUUGAAAUUGUUCCUCGGAUUCCAAUCGUCAUAUUUCAAAUCUCUUCUUCUCGGAGAUUUUGCGGAAUCCAAACAAUCGGAAGUGGUUCUCAAAGAUAUCAAUCCGGACGAUUUUCAAAAUUUUCUGGAAUUAAUUCAUGGAGAAUCGCCGAUCGAUGGAAUCCUUCAUUUGGCAGUUCUUUACGAUUCGCCGACUGCUAUCAAGCGAUGUGAAGAAUUUUUGGUGGAAAAAUCAAAGAAGACUCUGAAAGUCAAGUUGGAUUUGUCUACUCGUUAUAAUUUGAAAGUUUUGAAAGAAAAAUGCAUGUCCGAGAUCACAUCCAUCGACGAUAUUCGAUCCGUGAUGUCCGAUGAAAUGGACUUAUCGAUUUCUAAUGAAUUACUCAAAAAAUGUCUUUCUCUGUGUUAA
Messenger RNA from Caenorhabditis remanei, 2541 nucleotides. RefSeq lists its product as uncharacterized. NCBI's taxonomy places the organism in Eukaryota, Metazoa, Nematoda, Chromadorea, Rhabditida, Rhabditidae. Bases 1 to 2541 code for a protein of 846 amino acids. The transcript has 10 exons. The record is from RefSeq and is a predicted model, not a curated record. Gene Ontology annotation, molecular function: protein binding.